AUGGUGAAGGCGUCUCUUUGCGUACUGCUGGUGACCUUGGUCCUCGCAGUCAUCGCCGCGCAGGCUCAAGCAGUGUCGCCGGCUAAGACGACACAGGCUGUCAUGGACGCAGUUGUGAAGCAAGAGGUGGAGAACGCCAUCAACUGCAACCCCAGCGUCGGCGCCGCCCUCGUCCGGCUGGUCUUCCACGACUGCUGGGUCCGCGGUUGCGAUGCAUCCGUGCUCCUCGACAAAACACCGUCGAGCAGUAGCGUCGAAAAGAAGGCGGCCAACAACAUCGGCCUCGCCGGCUUCGACGUGAUCGACAGCAUCAAGGCCAGGCUCCACGACGUCUCCUGCGCAGAUAUCGUCGUCUUCGCGGGGCGCGAGUCAGCCCGCAUCCUGAGCAAGGGGAGCAUCGACUACACCCUCGCGCCGGGCCGCCUGGACGGCGUGGUCUCGUCCGCGGCGGAAGCCGACGCCACCCUUCCAGAGGCCAGCUUCAGCUUCCAGGAGCUCAAGGACAACUUCAACCGCACCGGCUUUAGCGUGGAGGACCUGGUCAUUCUGUCCGGUGCGCACUCCAUCGGCGUUGCCCACCGCACGUCCUUCCAGGACCGCCUCGACGUGGCCACGCAAACCCCGAUCGACCCCGAGUACCAGACGGCCCUCAGGUACCGCGUCAACGUUGAUGGGCUAAAGACGCCGAACCCGGCGGAGAAGAACAACAUCCGCGACAUGAGCCCCUUUUUUCAGGGAGUCUCCGGCUACAACUCCUCGGGGGUGAACCUGUACACUCCGGAGGCGGGUGCCCUGGACAACAGCUACUAUACCGCCAACCUCCAGAAAAUGGUGCUCUUCAAGUCCGACUGGGAGCUGAACCAAGACCCCACACACUUUGCGGGAGACAAGCUUAUCGAGUAUAGGGACAACGCCGCGGAUUGGGACCUCGACUUCAGCGACGCCAUGGCCAGGCUCAGCAGCCUCACUUCCCCUGGCCCCAGAUCGGAAGUCAGGAAGCACUGCAGGCGCACCAACUCUUACUAG
Molecule: messenger RNA, 1026 nt
Organism: Lolium rigidum
Lineage: Eukaryota; Viridiplantae; Streptophyta; Magnoliopsida; Poales; Poaceae
Product: peroxidase 2-like
Exons: 2
Coding region: 1-1026 (341 amino acids)
Biological process (GO): response to oxidative stress
Cellular component (GO): plasmodesma; plant-type cell wall
Molecular function (GO): heme binding; peroxidase activity
Source: RefSeq, a predicted model, not a curated record